AUGGAGACAGUUACCUGGUCAUCUCGAAGUGAAAACGAAGAAAUCGAUGAAGAAGGUAAAAGCGACAUUUAUCUGCACGGUGUACCAAUUCCUCCUCAAAUUCUCGCAGAAAUUUUAGUCAGAGUUGAUGGUCGUCGUGAUGUUGGUUAUAUAUGUCCUUUGGUUUGUCGUCGAUGGUACAAUGUUUUAUCUGCUCCGGGUUUCUGGAUCAGUUAUAUGAUAUACCGAUCAAUGGAUUUGCCUCCCAGCUUCUUACGAAAUGAGCCUUCACUCAAUGUCAAAAAAGUUUCUCUUCAACAAGCUUUCGGGCGCAAUUUGAUCAGCAAUCCUAGUGGUGACGAUGGUUAUCAAAACUGGGAGAUAUAUGAAGAUGGCGGUGAUGAAUUCGGAAUCGAGAAACCACCAGUAGGCUGUAUAGCACUGGAAGAAAUACCGGUUGCAUUUGUGACAAGCUAUGAUUGGUGUAGUAAAUUUCAAAUCAUUGAUUUGUGGAAGGAAGGAAUUGAGCGUGCUUUUUUGGAUGAAUUUUGUCCACCAAUCACCGUUUCGGAGUAUCAUACAGGUCGUUUCGAUUGCGCAUCGAUUUAUUUAUUGGAAGUACAAUUGCUUCCUGAUGGAUCUAUACCUCUGCCACAUAGAAUAACGCCAGGAUUUCUUUUUUAUACUCGGCAUCCUCGUCUUCCUCAACAACAUGAUAGAUUACAACAUGGUCUGCCACAAGAUGAUGAAACAACCGAUACUUCAAUAACUCGAAUUCGCAUGUUGGACGUCUUAGAAAUUGAGUGGCAAAAGAUUGAACAUACAUUUUCGAAUUAUCCUAAAGGCAUUCGUUACGUAUUAUUUCGGCACAGUGGAAAAGAUCAGCAAUUUUGGGCUGGACAUUAUGGUUCAAAAAUGGCUAAAGCUUCAGUUAUUGUAAAUUACGGUAAUGGAAAACGAAGGUCUAUACUCUGA
Brugia pahangi is the source of this 954-nucleotide messenger RNA. NCBI's taxonomy places the organism in Eukaryota, Metazoa, Nematoda, Chromadorea, Rhabditida, Onchocercidae. The record is from the annotation of a GenBank genome assembly.